Messenger RNA from Asterias rubens (European starfish), 3231 nucleotides. RefSeq lists its product as uncharacterized. The transcript is spliced from 11 exons. Lineage: Eukaryota; Metazoa; Echinodermata; Asteroidea; Forcipulatida; Asteriidae. The coding region runs from base 485 to 2917 and encodes 810 amino acids. The record is from RefSeq and is a predicted model, not a curated record.
UACUGCUAGUCAGCUUUGGUUUGGAACUACAUGCAGUAGGAUCAAAUUAUUAUGAUUCCGUGAACUGUGACUAGGACUUUAUUUCGUGUGGAACCUACAUCUGAUUUAAGUCUUGCAUUGCAAGGCAACAUAAUCUUCAGAAAUGCUUUAGUGGAUAUCAAUUAGGUUUACGUCUUUAUUCUAUCUGAGACUUUGAAUAUUUUUGCCAGAAGACUGAUUGUGGUUUUUAGGGUAACUCGGGGGUGUGAAAGUCAAGCACCACCUGAUUUUCCCUUAAAGUUCCGUUGGCACGAAAAUGAACAUAAUGCAAUUCAUCAAUGACUCCAGAGCGUCCAGUGCACUGAGACGGUGUGUUGUUUUCUGUACGUUGAAAUGAGUUAAAGAAUCGAUAAUUGUGAUUGAAGAAGCACCUCAAGUCGUGGAAAGUCUUUUAGCUCCGGUGGGGACUUAUCUAUUACGCACUGAGAUAUCAAGCUCGAGCAUCAUGACGACUGGAGGAAGUAUGAGCCAAGAUGGCUACGCAUCGGCCGUGGGAAGCUUGGACUGGCUGGAUGUAUCCUACAACCCGCUGCAACUAACUGAAAAAUUUAGGCUGCCAACCUUGGUUCGCAUCGGCGAAGGGCACUACGGCAACGCGGAUGAUACAUGUUUCUCGGCAAUGGAGGUUGUGAAACUGCAUGGUGUGCAGAGGGUGGACAUGGUCAUUGCACAAGGCUUGAAUGACAAAGAUGACCCAAGCUCUGCCCCGCCCAUCCGCAUCUGCCUACCCAGGGGGUUACCAAGUGUCUUCAACGUUCACCAAACCGAAGACGGCAACGACAAGGGCACGAAGCUGUACAAGAGCGUCCGACAGUUAUCCGAUGAUUCCCCGCAGUGCGUCGUUGUUUUAAAGAAACCUUUGCGGAGAGAUUGCGGAGUUGUCAAGGGGGACAUCCUCCGGACGAUCGGGAUAACGAUGUGCAACGGACUGUUUGAGCAAGGACUUAGGUGCCGAAAGCAAAGUGAACCGAAUGAGGAUGUCUUUUUGAACCUGAAGUGGAAAGGCCAGUACAGGACCAUAGCAGAUCCUGACGGCUACACUUUGGCAAAUUUAUUGUCCAAAAACAAGUUGCCAUGCAUGGUUAGCCUCCGAAGCCCAGAAGAUCACGUGUCUCAGCUGUCAGGCUCCAUCAGCAGCUUACUUCCACACCUAGAGCGCCCUCUUGUGCUUGAAAGGGAGAUCACGACCGAAUUUCUGGUCGGUACGACAAUCGGUGGUGGACCUUGUUCUUCUCCCAAAGAACGUUUUGGAAAUGAUGGCAGAAGUGUAUCGUCGUCACGAACACAAAAUGAACAGCAGCAGCCCGCCAUUGUCGUCCUGUCCAAGAAUGCAAAUGUCUGCUUCCAGAUAUGCCAAGAUAUGGUGCACCGUAGGAUUACCUACACGUCCCUUAUUGAUAUGUUUGGAGAGUGUAUGUUGGAUAAGAUACCAUUGGAACUGUUCAUCAGCGAAUACGCUGCACCCUUCGUCGCAUUCAUGAGGUCAGAUUUAUAUUUGGAAGCGCCGCCAACGGCAACCUCGAGAAAUUCACAAAGGUCUCAAUGGGGGCUAAGCCGGAGUACACCUGACCUCCCCUCAACUCUGAACGACAACGAGGAUAUGUUCCACCAAGAAAGUACGUCGGCGGACGAGGUCAUUCAUAACUAUGCCGACCCGGGAAUCGGGGCAAAGAGCCGGCGAGCCCUGCCGCCGUUGCCGAACGAGUCCCAACCCAGGAUCAGUUUUAUAGCACAACCACGUACAAAUACGUUGCCGGUGUCGUCUCUGAAAGUUAAUCAUGAAAAUGAAAUUGACCAACGAGCCACACGUCAACUAAAAGGUAUCAAUACUCAACUUACCAGCAGUUGGCCUAAAAGUAGAUCGACAACCCUCGGUCCCCUCAAGUUAACUCCAACGGACUACCCAUCACAAAUAGGGCUCAAACCGCUGCGUUUCAACCCGGUGUCUGUACCCCACACUGACCCACCUCCGGGGUUCACCUCAGAUUCGAUCGAGACCGGCGAGCGUAACCAAGAAGACCGGUUCCAGAGCCCGUCGUCCGAGUCGCCAGAGAGGCUCCCGAACAGGCGUGCGCCCCCUCCUCCUCCACGCACGACGACAGCGCGGAUGGUAAAACAAGAAUCCAUAUACUCUAACCUAGACUCUUCCUCUCCCCCUACCAGUCCUCUCCUCCCUGCUGCCCCUUCUCCCAACAAUGACGUCACCCUUCCAUCUAAACCUACCGGGGGAUCCCCUCCAGAGGUCGUGCCUCGCCGCGGAGGCGGCCUCAAAAAAGGAAGCCAUAGUUUAAACACGGACCAGAGACCUUCGACUGACCGCUUGGCGGCGCACUCUAUGUUCCACACGAUACCUCUAAAAAGGGGCAAAGAGUCACGCGCAAUCAGUGUUGCCGGGAGUUUGGACUCCUCUCAUGAUGACACUCAUGCCGACUACCUCCAACCUCGAAGGCCACGUGCGAUAGCAUCGACCAAGCCUGCAGCCUCACCAAGAACUGCUUCGUUUCGAUCGCACCAUCAUUCCACUGGAUUGCUCUUGGAUGACAUCGAUCUGUCGUAUGUGAAACCAACCAAGGAACGGAGCUCAUCGGAAUCUAAUCUUCAGAUCAGUGGUCUUCAAGCUACAUCCAUUAGGACAGUUAAAGACAUCCCACUGGACAUCGGAAAUCUCACCUGCUCCCAACUCAUGCAGUGUCUUCGCCUUCUAAAUCUCGACGAUCAGGUCGUGGAGCGAGUCCAACGGAGCCAGAUUAACGGGCCACUGCUGGCCCAACUCUCCGGGGCCACCGUCAAAGAAGAGUUGGCACUCUCGGACUUCGAGGCGGAGAAAUUUGACGCUUUCAGGCAGGGGUGGAGACCGGACGACAGCGAGGCUUCGUGAACUGAUGAAACGGUUCGGUUUUGGCCAUCUUCUUUUUGUAGGGUGUCGUGGCCGAGCGAAUAAGAGCGCCAAACUCAAAGUCACGUGAUUCUGUUCAGCAGAGUGUGGGUUCGAAUCCCGGUCGUGACACUUGUGUCCCUGGGCAAGACACUUAUUAGUUAUAAUUGCUUCUCUCCACACAGGCGUUAAAAGGGCACCUGUGCUGACAGAGAUUGUUGAUUGAUUUAGACUGAAUAGCGCAUAUUAUUAUUUUGUUUCACAGGCUGUAUACUCCCCGGGGAGCUGAGAUGGUUUAAGGAAUGAAUUUAGGCCCA